CUCCCAGCCCCUUUCAGCCAUUUCUGACUCGGGAAUCAAAGGCAGGCUGCUGGAGGAGAAGCCAGGGCUUGGAAGGAGGCAGGGGAGCCCCUGGGGACCCCCAAAAUGACCUCCCAGGAGAAGGAGAACUUGCUCCGCUUCAGGCAUCACAUCCAGAAGACCCUCAACCCGGUCUACAUCCUCAGCUACAUGAAGAACUGGCUCGACGACGAGAUAGUGGAGAAAAUUCAGGGGCUGAAGGACAAACCCACAACUGCUGCAGAGCUAUUUCUUCAGUCCCUUGUGGAACUCACAUCAGAGGGAUGGUUCCGUGGAUUUUUGGAUGCACUGAAUGCGGCAGGUUACACUGGCCUACAUCAUGCAAUUGAAAAUUGGAAUUUUGAAAUGAUUCAAAAUCUGGACCCUUACAGAUCAUUGCUGAAAGUCAUUGAGCCCUCUUUGCGAGAUGUUGAUCCUGAUCACAUAUUACCGUACAUGGUAGACUGCCUCAUCGAUCAGGAGUGGGAAGAAAUACGGCAGACUAAAGUGAACUUUGGUAAAGGUGCAAGUACAAUGAAACUUCUAGAAUGCCUGCGAAGGUCAGACAAAGUAAAUUGGCCUAAAACCUUCCAGCUGGCAUUGGAUGAAGCUGACUAUGUCAAGCAAAGUAAAUUGUUUAAUUCGAAACAAGAUAAUGAUAAUACCACAGAUGCUGAAAUGAUGGAUGCAGAUGAGGAUAACAUCAUUGUUGAUAUAAAUGUACAGUAUUCUGAAGAAGCAGAAUCUGACAAUCUUAGCGCAAGCCCUUCUUCACCUUCAAAAACUUCCCAGGAACCCAUUUAUGUUCCAAAGGAGGCUAGAAACUAUCAGAAGGAACUUGCCUUGCCUGCUCUCAGUGGUAAACAUACCAUAAUUUGUGCCCCAACUGGAUCUGGAAAAACCUUUGUGUCGGUAAUGAUAUGCGAUCAUCACCUCCGGAACAUGCCUCCUGGAAAGAAAGGGAAAGUAGUCUUCCUUGCUACUAAGGUCCCAGUGUAUGAACAACAGAAGAAAGUUUUCCAAGAGUAUUUCAAAAGAAGCGACUUCACAGUUUCAGGGAUAUGUGGGGAAAUAGCAUCUGUUUGCCCUGUAGAUAUGCUCAUUGAGGGGAAUGAUAUCACUGUCAUGACACCCCAGAUUCUUUUGAAUUGUCUCAACGAUGGAACGCUACCUUCCCUUUCAUUGUUUACGCUGAUGAUUUUUGAUGAGUGCCACAACACAAUUGGAAACCACCCUUACAGUGUAUUAAUGUCCAAAUACUUGGAUCUUAAGUUUGAACAACCUGAGACGCCAUUACCUCAGAUUAUAGGGUUGACAGCUUCUCUUGGAGUUGGCAGUGCCAAGAACCAGAAUGAGACUAUAGAAUAUAUCUGCAAGAUCUGUGCUUCACUCAAUGCUGAAGUCAUAUCAACGGUCAGAGAGAACAUACAAGAGCUGGAGGAAAUUGUCUACAAACCCCAAAAAUCAAUUAGGCUUGUUCAGAAACGGCCCCAGAACCGCUUUGUGGACAUUAUAGUGCAAAUGAUGGCUGAAACAGAAGACUUGGCAAGAAAACUUUAUCCUAUAGAUACUUUGUCCCAUAUCCAGAAUAGGAAUUUUGGAACCCAGAAAUAUGAACAGUGGACAGCUGAUGUGCAGAAGAAAUGCAUAGUGUUAAAACUGCAAGAUAAGGAGGAAGAAAGUAGGAUUUGCAGAGGUCUUUUUAGUUACACAGAGCAUCUUCGGAAAUAUAAUGAUGCUCUCAUUAUCAAUGAAGAUGCACGUACCUGUGAUGCUCUGGAAUAUCUGAAGGAAUUCUUUGAUUGUAUGGCAAGUGGGGGUUUUGAUGAAAUUGAACAACAGUUGGCAUCUAAGUUUGAAGCCAAAUACCCCGAGCUGUAUGCAGCUUCACAAGAUAAAUCCAGUGAAAAUCCCAAAUUGGAAGACAUUACUUUUAUCCUGGAGGAAAUAUACCAUCUCAACCCCCAGACUCGCACGAUUCUGUUUGUUAAGACAAGAGCACUAGUGGCUGCAUUGAAGAACUGGAUAGAAGAAAGCCCCCAGCUUCAACACUUAAAGCCAGAUGUAUUGAUGGGCCGUGGGAAAAGAAAUCAGAAAACUGGUAUGACCCUUCCCAAUCAGAAAGGUGUCUUGGACUCCUUCAAAACAGAUGGGGACAGCAAGAUUCUCAUAGCUACUUCCGUUGCUGAUGAAGGGAUUGAUAUUGCUCAGUGCAACCUUGUCCUGCUCUAUGAAUAUACAGGCAAUGUAAUCAAAAUGAUACAAGUCAGAGGUCGUGGAAGAGCAAAGGAUAGCAAGUGUAUCCUUGUGACUAGCAAGAAAGAGCAGGAGGAGAAUGAGAGAUGGAACAUGUUGAAAGAGGAGAUGAUGAACAAAGCCAUUGAGAAUGUGCAAGAUUGGAAGGAGGAAAGGUUUGCGCAGAAGAUAAGCGAUCUGCAAAAGAAGCAAAAGCAGCUGCAAGAUUCCAAGAAGAAAGAACCCCAGCGACAGCUGCUGUCAGGCAAUCGAAGGUUGUUGUGUAGGAAAUGCAAACGAGUUGCCUGUGACACAGACCACAUCAGAGUGAUUGAGGGAUCCCACCAUACAGUCUUAGAUGAAACAUUUACAGAACGCUAUAAUACAGUACCUCACAGCGAACAAUCCUGCUAUGGCAGUUUUGAGAAAAAAUGCAAGCUGUAUUGUAAUGCUGACAAAUGUCAUAAUGACUGGGGAAUCACAGUUAAGUACAUGGCAUUUGAUGAUCUGCCCAUCAUAAAAAUCGGAAGCUUUUCAGUGGAAGAUGUUGCCACGGGGAAACAGACUUAUUUCCGGAAAUGGAGAGAUGUUAAUUUUGCAAUGAAAGAAUUUGAUAUUAAAGAAAUGUACAAUUCAAGCAUGGAGUAGUCCACUUUCUAUUCAGCCUAGUUUUCAGUGAAUAAAGACCUCUUGUUUUAAGAUGUAACAGGUGACAUUUGGGGUAAGGCAUGUUUUAAGAUAAAUGGCAUUAGGUUUCAUAGUUUUCAUGGUAUUUUAACUUUGAAUUUAUGUCCAUUAGACUUGCUUAAUCAAAUUUCCUUCAGCAAAGCCAUUAAGAUCAUGGCAGCUCGACUAAAUCAUAUAGUACUUGUUUCUUCAUUCAUGUUCACUUAUUAAAUUCAUGUUUACUUAUUAAAUUGUCCAUAGCUUUCACUUGUAUAAAUAUCUGAGAUAUGUUUUGGGUGGAAUCUUUCUGCUGUAUGAUUCAGCAACAUUACAUAAUUACUUUAAACAUGAAUCUCUGUUUGUGGGAUACUGGAAAUAAAAGUAUUAUUAUUAUA
This is a messenger RNA of Sceloporus undulatus (fence lizard), 3314 nucleotides long. It is a transcript of the gene RIGI, whose product is annotated as DExD/H-box helicase 58. The transcript is spliced from 18 exons. Gene Ontology annotation, molecular function: ATP binding; double-stranded RNA binding; zinc ion binding. The coding region runs from base 106 to 2901 and encodes 931 amino acids. The record is from RefSeq and is a predicted model, not a curated record. Gene Ontology annotation, cellular component: cytoplasm. Lineage: Eukaryota; Metazoa; Chordata; Lepidosauria; Squamata; Phrynosomatidae.